Messenger RNA from Oncorhynchus kisutch (coho salmon), 5554 nucleotides. RefSeq names its product PHD finger protein 21B-like. NCBI's taxonomy places the organism in Eukaryota, Metazoa, Chordata, Actinopteri, Salmoniformes, Salmonidae. The record is from RefSeq and is a predicted model, not a curated record. The coding region runs from base 476 to 1303 and encodes 275 amino acids. The transcript has 10 exons.
CGGCCCAGACCCAGUCUCUCUCCCCGGCCCAGACCCAGUCUCUCUCCCGGCCCCGACCCAGUCUCUCACCCUGGCCCAGACCCAGUCUCUCUCCCCGGCCCUAGCCUGGCCUGGAGGCAUCUCCCCCACCUCUACCAGCAGCAGCAGCCCAACAGCCACCUCAGCCUCAGUUGCCCCCGGUGUGACCUUCUCCAUCAUCUCUGCCUCUCCGCCCGCCGACACCGGGAACAACAGGGUGUGGACCAUCAAUGAGGCUGUCAAGGUCCAGCCUCUGGUCUUCAACACUGACAAUAAGUUGAAAAUAAUCCAGCCGGAGGCAGAGACCCCCAGCUCCUCCCAGGACCCCCAGGAGGGACCCCAGGGGGCCGACAGCCCCUCACAGGAGAUCCCCUCCAUCACCUCGACCACCAACCCCUCCACCUCUCCCUCCUCUACACCAGCCAAGAAGAAGAAGAAGGAUGAGGACUCAGAGAAAAUGUCCUUCAUGGUGGCUCUUGGCCUGGUCACUACAGAGACACUGGAAGAGAUCCAGACCAAGAGACAGGAGAGGAAGAGGCGGAGCACAGCCAACCCAGCCUACAGCGGCCUGGUCCAACCAGAGCGGAAACGCCUUGCAUCAAAUUACCUGAACGACCCACUCUUCCUGUCAGUGAGAGCCACUGGGGACUACAGAUGGAAGGAAGAGCUGGAGCACGACGACCACUGCUCUGUGUGUAAGGGGGACGGAGAGCUGCAGCUAUGCCACAACUGCCCCAGAGCCUACCACCCGGACUGCCUGCACCCACCUCUCAAAACACCGCCCCGGGGGGUCUGGGUUUGCACCAAGUGUCAGAAGAAGGUUCUGAACAAAGAGAACAUGUCGUGGCCACAGAACUUUGUCCAGUCCUAUGUGACACACAAGACGGUGAGAGAGGGGGAGAAGAGGAGUCUGCUCAGGAGGAAUGUAGAGCUGAAGAAGGAGUGUGCUCACCUGGAGGAACAGGACCAGCAACUCAGCACGUCCCUCACGCAGAAGGUGAUGGGCGUGCGGGAGCGUCUGAUUGGUCAACAGAGGGACACCCAGUCCUCCCUGGAGCGUCUCAAGGCUCUGAUUCGUCUGAUCCAAAGAGACCAGAUGAUCCAGGUUACCAUGACAGCCACCGCCACCACCACCGGAGUGUCCCUGCUCUCCCUGCCCUGGAUCAAACCCUCCGGCGCCGCCACACACACAGUGCCCCCUGCUGGACCGUCUAUGCUACUGCAGCAGAAGACUCUGGUCAUGCCACAGUCUCAGACACAGAGCCAGGCUCAGGGCAAUGUCUGAGCUCUAGUAGUACCAACCCAGCCCACCAGGGGGCCACAGUUCACAGUCCAAGGCUGCGCCACAAAUGGCACUCUAUUCCCUAUAUAGUGUAGAACUUUUAAUAAACGGACCCAUAGGGGAAGUUUCAAAUACAUGUCCAUUUGACAUCAGAGCCCUGGUCUAAAGUAGUGCACUACAUAGGGAAUAGGGCCCUGGUCUAAAGUAGUGCACUAUAUAGGGAAUAGGGCUCUGGUCUAAAGUAGUGCACUAUAUAGGGAAUAGGGCUCUGGUCUAUAGUAGUGUACUAUAUAGGGAAUAGGGCUCUGGUCUAAAGUAGUGCACUAUAUAGGGAAUAUGGCCCUGAUCUAAAGUAGUGUACUAUAUAGGGAAUAGGGUUCUGGUCUAAAGUAGUGCACUAUAUAGGGAAUAUGGCCCUGGUCUAAAGUAGUGUACUAUAUAGGGAAUAGGGCUCUGGUCUAAAGUAGUGCACUAUAUAGGGAAUAGGGCCCUGGUCUAAAGUAGUGCACUACAUAGGGAAUAGGGCUCUGGUCUAUAGUAGUGCACUAUAUAGGGAAUAGGGCUCUGGUCUAUAGUAGUGCACUAUAUAGGGACCUUAGGGCCCUGGUCUAAAGUAGUGCACUACAUAGGGAAUAGGGCUCUGGUCUAUAGUAGUGCACUAUAUAGGGAAUAGGUCUCUGGUCUAAAGUAGUGUACUAUAUAGGGAAUAGGGCUCUGGUCUAAAGUAGUGCACUAUAUAGGGAAUAGGGCUCUGGUCUAUAGUAGUGCACUAUAUAGGGAAUAGGGCUCUGGUCUAAAGUAGUGCACUAUAUUGGGAAUAGGGCUCUGGUCUAUAGUAGUGUACUAUAUAGGGAAUAGGGUGCCAUUUGGGACUCAGGCGAAGUAUCCAUGCCACGUGGCCACCUGUCACAGAGACAUUGAAGACAGCGGGGUUUUUUUUUAAGAAGAAGAGGAAGAAGAAGUCAGAGACUUAUUAGUGAACCGUAUGGUUGAAGAGCUGGAGGGGGAUGAACGAGACACACACAAAAAACACAUCUUCCUUUUCACCACAUUUCAUGAUAAGUAUUUUUUAAACCCAACACCUACAGUGCUUACGAGAUUUAUUUUAUUUAUAGUUUUUGUUGGUAUUUAUUAUUGUAAUUAUUAAUGUUUCUUGGCCUUAAUGUAUUUACUCGGACUGUAAAGAAGCUAGAUCACAGUGCUGCAAAUUAAAUAGGUAUUUUCUGUGUGGCUGAAAAAUAUUUUAGAUUUUUUGGUUAUUUUCUAAACUGGUAUAAUAUUUGUUCUGCAUAUAGAGAGAGAGAGAGAGACAACACUAGCGUAGUUAGUUACCAAUGAUCAAAGAAUAUGAAGAAGUGGGAACAAAGGACUGCUAUAAAUCAGAGUAGGUCUCUGUGAACUACAUUUUGCCAUAAUUAUCAGGUGGGAUAAUCUACAGUAGACCCCAGGUGGGAAAAGGCCCAGGGAGAGAAGUUUUCAUUGUGUAUGUACGGGAAAAUGUACGGGAAAAUGUACGGGAAAAAAACAACAUACAAGCCUUCAAAAACAAAAAAACAAGAGAAUCACUUUUUUCUCUCUCAGUAUUAGUAUAGUUUAAAGAGACAAAAAGAGGUAUGUAUAGACGACUACAGAAUGUAGUCAUUCUAGGGGAGAGUUGAGUAUUUUCAUGCUGUUGAUGACUUAGUUUGAGUAUUUGAGGAGUAUUGAUGGAAGGGAUCUAUCGUUGUAUAUAGGUUGUAUAAUUAUCCCCAGGUUACUGUUACCGGAUUCACAACAACAACAACCAACAACAACAACAACAACCCCAACAACAACAACCCCAACAACAACAACAACAACCCCAACAACAACAACCCCAACAACAACAACCCCAACAACAACAACAACUCAGAAUCCAUUUUGAACCAUCCUGUAGUUGUGUGAUCCAAACCAUUUGAAUCCUUUUCUUUUCACCACUAUAGAAAAUAUGCCAAAAACCCCAUUACAUUUAGUACUGGGAAGUCCUGUGUACGUAUCAAAUAUGUCUGGCAUGCUUUUUUAUCCCUGCCUGGUUUUGUAUAUUUAAAAAAUAUAUUUUGUCCUUUUCACACUAUUUGUUUUUUUAAACUCUAAAUGAUGUUCGUUAUGAUGACUUGACAUUUGAAGAGCCUGCUGAUUUCAACUGUUUCUAUUGUUCUGUUUCUAGUCUGUUAGAUUAAGGUACAAAUGAACUGUUUUCUAGUCUGCUAGAAGAUACAAAAUGAACACUGCCUCGAGAACAACUAGAAUCCAACCAGGGUUUCUUUAUUCUAUAGUUUAAUAAACAAUCAAACACCAGUGAAUGGGGGGGAAGAGGACUGUCAUAUCACUGCAACAGCUCAGUGUUGAUCUCUAGUUAGACUUCCUGCUGUCACAGGGGGGGGGGGGAAGAGGACUGUCAUAUCACUCUGCAACAGCUCAGUGUUGAUCUCUAGUUAGACUUCCUGCUGUCACGGGGGGGGGGGGGGGGAGAGGACUGUCAUAUCACUCUGCAACAGCUCAGUGUUUAUCUCGUUAGACUUCAUCACGGGGGAAGGGGUCCUAAAGGUGUAAAGGUGUUCCUGAUGAUCAAAUCAACGCUGUGUUGUGUGGGUCCCUCUAUUCUAAAAUGACACAGAGAGAAUCUCUCACUCUAAAGAGAGGACAUUAUAAUCUGUAUUUGUGUUGGAACCAAACUGAUCAAAUGAGAAGGAAAAUGCAAUAAUUAGAAGAGACCACCAAUACAUAUCGGAAAAAAAGACUUGUUUUCUACACAGAGACCGGAAUCUAUGAUGUAGUGUAGAACACUUUGGGCAGGAGUUGUUGACAGCGCUAGGACUAUAGAGAGGACUGAUCCAACUGUCAUCCAUACCAAGCCUCAAAACACACUGAGGACAUCCAUAUCAAGUUUGCCUUUCACAACCAAGAUAUUUGAAAGGUGCAACUGAAACCCGAGCAGUAGUUUGUAUGGGCUGUCUGUCUAUCUACUGAUCCAUCUGUCCGUCUGUCCGCCCGCCCGCCCGUCCGUCUAUCUAUCUAUCCAUCUAUCGAUCUAUCUAUCUGUCUGUCUAUCUACUGAUCUAUCUAUCUACUGAUCUAUCUACUGGUCUAUCUAUCUACUGAUCUAUCUAUCUACUGAUCUAUCUAUCUAUCCAUCCAUCUAUCCAUCUAUCCAUCUAUCUAUCUAUCUAUCUACUGAUCUAUCUAUCUAUCUACUGAUCUAUCUAUCUAUCUAUCCAUCUAUCCAUCUGUCUGUCUAUCUACUGAUCCGUCCGUCCAUCCAUCUACUUAUCUGUCUGUCUGUCUACUUGUCUGUCCGUCUCUUUCUUUCUAAUAGGGCUUUACCAUUCCUUAGUCUGGUCCAACAUUCAAUACAUAUCAUGAGCUCUGCCUCUUCCAACAUGGAAUAUCACGCCAGACCGUGUCAGAGACGAGCAUCUGCACAGCAUACGGUCGACCACUCUGAUGGGAAUCAAAUCCCCAAGAGAGGGGGCUGAAAGACUGGUGCCAUAUCACGUUGCAUCAAGGUAGAAGUUCAACCCCACAGAUCUAGGAUCAGGCUCAACCUAACAUUAACAUUAGGAGAAUACAGAAUACAUAACAUAACAUGACUCCAGAUCAGAGGUUUUUAGUGAAGCAGCUUCUACCACCUCCACAGUGUGCCCUUCAUCCAUUAUCCCAUCAAGAGGUAUCCCAGACUACAUCACCCAGAAUCCUCCGGGAGAAACUGUGCAGUGUUUAAAUACAAAUCUAUUUUAAUACACUCAGACACAACCUUUGAACAAAUGAUUAAAACAUGCAUCUUUUUUUUAUUCUUUUAUAUUCUUUUAUCAACGAUGAACACAAAAAAAUAAGAAAAUAAACAUUGGGACUGUUUUUUAAAAAUAUAUUGUUUGCUAAUUAUGCAUAGUAAUGAGCUGGCAAUGUUCAAUGUGUUGUUUUGCCACGAGGAGGACGGAGAGGGUAAAAACAGGAGAGACGACUACACUCUUUUUUCUUUUGUUUACAUGGAAAUGUCGUUUGGCUGUUAAUAAAGUAGUGUUUUUUUUCUCCCAUUGGCAUUGAUGACAAAGGGGCUGUCCAGUGGAUAGCGUGUACAGGGAAGCGUUUGUCUAUUGCCAAUGUAGUUGUAUCUUGACGGUGAUUUAAAGUUGAUUGAUGGACAUUGGUAAAUGGUUAAAGAGUAGUCUCACUUUGUUUUCUACCAAGUUCUUAUGAAAUAUGGAAUCAUUAAGUAAAUAAAAUUCAAGAACAAAA